Molecule: messenger RNA, 1742 nt
Organism: Leguminivora glycinivorella
Lineage: Eukaryota; Metazoa; Arthropoda; Insecta; Lepidoptera; Tortricidae
Product: spermine oxidase-like
Exons: 11
Coding region: 70-1518 (482 amino acids)
Molecular function (GO): polyamine oxidase activity
Source: RefSeq, a predicted model, not a curated record
ACACAACUAGGUAUGUACACAAUAAAUGGCCAGAUUUAGUACUUGAAUGCAGUCUAGUAUUUUGUAAACAUGGAGCUAACACUACUCUUGUGUGUGAUUGGCGUCGUCGUGGCAGAUAGCCCAAAGCACUAUGACACGAUAGUAGUCGGUUUGGGCUCAGCGGGUGUGACGGCUGCAUCUACCUUGGCGCGCGCGGGCAGACGGGUCCUAGGUAUAGAGGCGCAGGGACGUGUCGGCGGCAGGGUGUACACGGUGCCAUUCGGAGAUGGGGUUGUAGAGUUAGGUGGUGAAUGGGUCCUAGGCACCAAAAACAGCCCCACUUACGCUGCAGCACAGCAGCACAACAUCUCCAUAAUCCCUCAAGAGUGGAAUAUCCUGACGUACUAUUCUGAUGGAACAGCUGCAGAUUCAAAGCUGAUCAGCCACUUCAGCGAGCUAGCUGAUGAAAGCUUCAAUGAGGGUCCGGAGCCACCUGAGGCUCAAGGGAAUUUCACCACUAGAAAAAUCAUGGAGGAUAUCACAAAGAACAGGCCGGAUCUACUCAAGGACCAAGACUUCAUAUCAGGGUUACUGACAUUCAUCGAGUUGAUGGUAGACAACUUGGAAGGUUCCAACGACUGGAACGAGGUGACGACAGGAGGUGAUUACGAAGAUCUGGAGGGGCCCCAGAGCUUGAGCUUCCAUCGGCAUGGCUACAAGACAUUCUUCGAUAUUAUGCUGAACACAUACAAAGGCGGUCCAGGCCUCCCAAACCUAGACAUAAAGCUGAACACCGAAGUAAAAGUCAUCCGGUCCCCACAACACCCCACAGAGAAGGUCAUCGUAGAAUGUAGCGAUGGUAGCACCUAUGUGGCUGACAAUGUUAUAGUUACAGUCUCUCUUGGAGUUCUUAAAGCCAAAAAAUCCUCGCUAUUCUCACCGCCGUUGCCCAAAGACAAGCAGACAGCCAUAGACAAGAUAAGCAUGGGCGUUUUGGAUAAGGUCGUCCUGGCGUUUGACGAGCCUUGGUGGACGCAGAACGUGUCGAGGUUAUUAUUCAUAUGGAAAGAAGCAGAUAAAAAUAAAGUGCCAGUAUCAGAUCUCUGGACUACCAAAAUUUUGGGAGCCUCUCGACCCAUGGGGUCCAGUAACACGCUAACUUUGUGGAUCAGUGGAAAUACUGCGAAAGAGGUAGAGGCGCUUCCAGAAGACACAGUGAAGGCGAAAUGCGUAGAGCUGCUUCAAAAGUUUGUAGGGGAUACCUUGAAGAUCACUGUGCCCCAGCCCAAUGCUAUACUACGUACAACCUGGUACUCGAACCCGCACACCCGCGGCAGCUAUACCUUCGACAACACCCUCACUCCGGACUACCCAGACGCUCGAGAUUGGCUCGCGAGCCCUAUUCUGGACUCUGCAGAGACCCCGCGAAUCCUGUUCGCGGGAGAAGCCACGAAUCGGCGCCAUUUUGGAACGGUGCAUGGCGCCAGUGAGACUGGGUACAGAGAGGCUAAGCGGUUAUUGCCUGAUAUUGCGAAAUAAUCACUGUCUCUUAAAUUCCCUUUAAAUUCAUAACGAAAAGCUAUUGUGAAAUGUUUUAGGUUAUCUUUUAUAUACUCGAACAUACCUAAUAUUUUAGAGAAAGGCUUUCAGCAACAUUUUUUUUAAUUUGCCGCUAUUUCUCCUUUCCCCUAAAGUGUCAUUGGGUCAGAGUAUAAUAAUAUUUUUGUUGUCUAUGUUUUAAUAAAUAAAUAUUUUUAACUUAA